AUGAGUAGUGUCCACGAAAGCUCAAUCAAUGCGUCACAGACAAUAGCCUCUGAGUCGGUUGAGAAGGGUCCGCGUAUAGAUGAUUCGUCCGAUGGCAAGGAUAGUGAUCCUACUAGAACACGAGCGAAGUCAAUAGACGAAAAGACUCUCAAUGAUCCUGAGUCACUUGUGAGGGAGGAACGCGAGGCAACGAGGGCAGCAAUACAGGAGCCCGAAGGGAAAGAUGAUGUGUUUCCGGACGGUGGACUCCGUGCUUGGCUAGUGAUUCUCGGAGGCUUCUGUACUACAUUCUCUAGCUUCGGAUUUGUUAAUGCUUGGGGGGCUUUUCAGUCGUACUAUGAACAAACCCUCCUCCAAGAUUCGACGACCUCAAACAUAGCUUGGAUCGGAUCUAUUCAGUAUGCACUCACGUUCCUGCCCUCGAUCAUAACUGGUCGUCUAUUCGAUUUGGGUUACUUCCGACUGCCACUACUCCUGGCUAGCUGUUUGAUGGUCAUAGCCACUUUCUUGACCGCUCAGUGCACAGAAUACUGGCAGUUUCUACUCUGUCAGGGCUUUGCUGUAGGCCUAGCAUCCGGGGUGAUUUUUGGUCCUACUAUAGCAGUUAUUUCGCAUUGGUUCAAGAGACGCAGAGGUCUUGCGUUAGGGCUCAUUGCAUGUGGCUCGUCAACGGGUGGAACUAUUUUUCCCAUCGCCUUCCACAAUUUAGUUGAUAAAAUAGGAUUUCACUGGACAAUGAGAGUAAUGGGGUUCAUUCUUAUAGGCGUUCUAGGCGUAGCGAAUUUAACCCUAGCACGUCGCUUGCCUCCUGUCCAUGUUUCUGGAGGUUUGCUGAAUUUACGCGCGUUCAAAUCGCUGCCGUAUAGCAUAUACACAAUUUCGGGUUUUAUGACUUUCCUUGGUCUUUAUACAGUGUUAACUUACAUUGACGUGAGUGCGGCUUCAAAUGGAGUGGACGACAGCUUCGCAUUCUAUCUCGUGGCAAUAGCCAACGCUUCGUCAAUGGCAGGACGCCUGAUGGCAGGUUAUCUUGCUGAUAAAAUUGGGGCAAUUAAUGUCAUGGCACCCUUUACACUUGUGGGCGGAAUAAUGACGUAUAUUUGGCCCUUCGUUCGCGGGAAGGCAAAUUACAUCGCGAUCGCAGUCUUUUACGGAAUGGCGUCAGGAGCAUACGUAUCGUUACUUGCAGCACCUUUGAUUGCUCUUGGGGAUACAAGCGAUGUUGGUCGGCGGACUGGAAUGUUCAUGUCGAUACUAGCCUUUGGGGCUGUUGCAGGUCCUCCUAUAUCUGGAGCGAUAAACGAGGCAACAGGAGGCUACACUGCUGUUGGCAUCUAUGCAGGAUCAGCAGUAGUCGUUGCGGUUGCUGUAAUGUGGAUUUCGCGCUGCCUGGUAUUGGGACGAUUUUGGGGAAGAUUUUAAUAAUGCUUUACCGCGAUUCUUUUUCUACCACUAUCGUUUUCCUUGUAGUCACUUUUCAUCUGGGAUCUUCUAUCGCAUGAACGCCCUACCCGAUAGACUUGUUUUGUAAUGAAUGUUGACGCCCAUAGAAUAGAGUAGCUAACUUGCCUUAAACUAAUUUCAUCACUAGUAGCCAUUUUGGA
Messenger RNA from Fomitiporia mediterranea MF3/22, 1604 nucleotides. RefSeq names its product MFS general substrate transporter. The coding region runs from base 1 to 1422 and encodes 473 amino acids. The record is from RefSeq and is a predicted model, not a curated record. NCBI's taxonomy places the organism in Eukaryota, Fungi, Basidiomycota, Agaricomycetes, Hymenochaetales, Hymenochaetaceae. Gene Ontology annotation, biological process: transmembrane transport. Gene Ontology annotation, molecular function: transmembrane transporter activity. The transcript has 14 exons. Gene Ontology annotation, cellular component: fungal-type vacuole membrane.